Messenger RNA from Alligator sinensis (Chinese alligator), 2287 nucleotides. Its product is annotated as sodium- and chloride-dependent creatine transporter 1-like. The transcript is spliced from 12 exons. Gene Ontology annotation, biological process: sodium ion transmembrane transport. The coding region runs from base 108 to 1676 and encodes 522 amino acids. Lineage: Eukaryota; Metazoa; Chordata; Crocodylia; Alligatoridae. Gene Ontology annotation, cellular component: membrane. The record is from RefSeq and is a predicted model, not a curated record.
CCAACGGCGCGGGUGUCCCCACAGGCGUCUUUCUGAUCCCCUACCUCCUGAUCGUCUUCGUGGGGGGCAUCCCCGUCUUCUUCCUGGAGGUGGCGCUGGGCCAGUUCAUGAAGCAGGGCGGGAUCGCCGCCUGGAACAUCGCCCCCCUCUUCAAAGGUCUGGGCCUGGCCUCCAUGGUCAUCGUGUUCUUCUGCAACUCCUACUACAUCAUGAUCCUGGUCUGGGGGCUCUUCUACCUGGCCCACUCGCUCACGGACACGCUGCCCUGGGCCACCUGCGGCCACGCCUGGAACACGGAGCGCUGCACCGAGCUCUUCGCCCUGGGCCUGUGCCCCAACGGCACCAACAGCAGCGCCGGCCCCGGCAACUUCAGCUGCGCCGAGCUGGCCGGCAAGCGCUCGCCCGUCAUCGAGUUCUGGGAGAACAAGGUGCUGCGGCUCUCAGGGGGCCUGGGCGAGCCAGGGGAGCUGCACUGGCAGAUGGUGCUGUGCCUGCUGGCCACGUGGCUCAUCGUCUACUUCUGCAUCUGGAAGGGCGUCAAGUCCACCGGGAAGGUCGUGUACUUCACAGCGCUGUUCCCCUACGUGGUCCUGAUUCUGCUGCUGGUGCACGGUGUCACACUGCCUGGGGCGCUGGGGGGCAUCGUCUACUACCUGAAGCCCGACUGGUCCAAGCUGGCUGAAGCCCAGGUGUGGAUCGACGCGGGCACGCAGAUCUUCUUCUCCUACGCCAUCGGGCUGGGCGCCCUGACCGCACUGGGCAGCUACAACCGGUUCCACAACAACUGCUACCGGGACGCCUACGUCCUGGCCGUGAUCAACAGCUCCACCAGCUUCUUUGCCGGCUUCGUGGUCUUCUCAGUGCUGGGCUUCAUGGCGUCCGAGCAGGGCGUCGACAUCUCCAAAGUGGCCGAGUCGGGCCCCGGACUGGCCUUCAUUGCCUACCCCAAGGCUGUGACCCUGAUGCCCCUGUCGCCGCUCUGGGCCACCCUCUUCUUCUUCAUGCUGCUUGUGCUGGGACUCGACAGCCAGUUCGUGGGCGUCGAGGGCUUCAUCACGGGCAUCCUGGACCUGUUCCCGCAGCCGGGCGCUGGCUCACUGCGCCGGGAGUUCACGGCCGCGCUGUGCUGCCUGCUCUGCUGCCUCAUCGACCUCUCCAUGGUGACCGAGGGCGGCAUGUACGUCUUUCAGCUCUUCGACUACUACUCGGCCAGCGGCAUCACGCUGCUGUGGCAGGCCUUCUGGGAGUGUGUCGUCAUCGCCUGGGUCUAUGGAGCCGACCGCUUCAUGGAUGACGUGGCCCGCAUGAUCGGCUACCGGCCCCUGCCCUUCAUGAAGUGGUGCUGGGCCGUCAUCACUCCCCUGGUCUGCGUGGGCAUCUUCCUCUUCCAUGUGGUGAACUACCAGCAGCUGACGUACAACCAGACCUAUGUGUACCCCUGGUGGGGUGACGCCAUCGGCUGGGCCAUGGCCCUCUCUUCCAUGCUCUGCAUCCCAUGCACCGUUCUCUACAAACUGCUGCGCUGCAAGGGCUCCCUGCGAGAGCGCUGGCAGCUCCUGACGACGCCGAUCUGGGGGCACCACCACCUCGAGUACUUGACGCCUGAGGCCGAGGCCAAGCUGCUGGCACCCGAAGCCCCCAAGGAGAAGGCAACGCUCUUUGAGACUGUGAUCUGAGCGCCCGCCGGGGCGGUCCUGCCGCCCUACUCAUAGCAAUAACGCCACACGCCGCCGGCACCUCCCCGGCACCUGCUCUGCACUUGCCCGAGGCCUGGCUGGGCACUGGGGCCCUUCCAGACCUGAGGCUGCCUCAGGGUGCGCAGUCAGCCCACGUGACCCCUCUGGCCUGGCCUGCCUGGGGGCAGCAGGGCACCUGCAGCUGGGGCAGACACAGCCCAGAGGGGGCACGGGGGUUCCCCGGUCCCCGCACAGGCAGGGCUUCCUUCCGUCUGGCUGCAGGGUGGGGGAGAUAGGGCCCAUACUCGGCCCCUCUGCUCUUCCAGGCCCCGGCUGCCCCAUGGCCCCUGCUCUGGCCCCGGCGGUGACUCGCUGCCCUCGUGCUACCCCGGCCCUUGCAUCGCCUGGGCAGGGGCUGCGUCCUGCCCCCCUUGCACCAGCCCCUGGCAUCCAGUCCCGCCUCGGCCCCCGUGCCCUCGCCCCAGUCCCGGCCGAGCUGCCCCGUGUCGUGCCGUGCCGUGUGUGUGUGCGCCGCACCGCCCCUGGCUUUGCCCUCGGUGUCGCUCUGUACGGACCCAUCCAACAUCUGGCAAUAAAUGUGGGACACCCUA